CACCAAGGAAGCUGUUGUCAAGUCAACAUCUUGUUUGGCCUUAGAAAACUGUUUCGGUGUUGCCAUAGUUAAUAGAUUUUUAUCUUGCUAUUUAUUUUUGCCAUUCCCAAUUUGCAGAAAAGUUUCCACCGGACAAAGCAAAGCUUUCCCACGUCCUCAAAUUAAAAGCUGAAACCUCCGAACGGUUAAUAUUUAGUCGUACAAUAAUCCAUCCUCAGAAGAAAAAUUAGCAAGCCAAAGAACAAAGGGGGAAAAAGUAGCAGAGAAUGGAGGGAAUUCCAGAGGCAAGCAUCGGCUCAAGUGGCCAAAAAAUUCCAAUUAUAGGUUUUGGAACUGCUGAUUUUCCGUUUGGCGAUUAUGAUUCAGUGAAACAAUCUGUUGUUAAUGCAAUUGAAGUUGGCUACAGACACUUCGAUACUGCUGCUAUUUACCAGUCCGAGAAGCCUCUCGGCGACGCUAUAGCUGAAGCUCUGCAACGCGACCUAAUCAAAUCACGGGAUGACCUCUUUAUCACUUCUAAGCUCUUUUCCAAUAACGCUCACUCUCAUCUCGUUCUUCCGCACUCUCAUCUCGUUCUUCCGGCUCUGCGAGAGACUCUCCGGAAUCUUGGAACGGAGUACCUUGAUCUGUUUCUAAUUCACUUUCCAGUGAGUUUGAAAUCAGAAACCCAAUUCCCGUUUAAGCCAGAUGAUAUUGUUUUGAUGGAUUUUGAGUCUGUUUGGAAGGCUAUGGAAGAAUGCCAAAAUCUUGGCCUCACAAAAGCAAUAGGAGUCAGCAAUUUUACUUGCAAGAAGAUUGACAAGUUACUUGCCACUGCAACAAUCCCUCCGGCACUCAAUCAAGUAGAGAUGAAUCCUUAUUGGCAACAGAAGGAGCUAAGGAAAUUAUGUAAAGAAAAGGGUAUUCAUAUAACAGCAUACUCUGCAUUGGGAACCAAAGGGACUCCUUGGCAAAUUGAUCGUAGACCUAUGGAAUGUGAUGUCUUGAAACAGAUUGCCACUGCUAGAGGAAAGUCAGUGGCUCAGGUGUGUUUGAGAUGGGUGUAUGAGCAAGGUGUUAGCGUCGCGGUCAAAAGCUUUAACAAGGAAAGAAUGAAAGAGAACUUGAUGAUAUUUGAUUGGGAGCUAAGUAAGGAAGAGUUGGACAUGAUUGAUCAAAUUCCACAAAGCAGAGGUCAUCUUUGUGAGUAUUUUAUCUCAAAUGAAGGCCCAUACAAGUCCCCCUUUGAGUUCUGGGAUGGAGAAAUUUAAUACUACUAAUUUUCCUUUUCAACAAUAAUAAUCAACCCCUUUGUGGGCUUUCUUGUUUGUGAGGAGACAUAUACAUAUAUACAUACGAGUAAUUUGUAUUAAAUAAUUAACGUGGGUAAUAAUAAUUGGAAUAAACAAUUUUAACUGAACACA
This is a messenger RNA of Jatropha curcas, 1403 nucleotides long. Its product is annotated as (1S)-1,7-diacetoxy-luvungin A aldo-keto reductase. Gene Ontology annotation, molecular function: oxidoreductase activity, acting on the CH-OH group of donors, NAD or NADP as acceptor. The record is from RefSeq and is a predicted model, not a curated record. NCBI's taxonomy places the organism in Eukaryota, Viridiplantae, Streptophyta, Magnoliopsida, Malpighiales, Euphorbiaceae.